UAACUGCAGUGUGUGUCGUGUACAAAUUCCGAAAGUCCAUAAAUAAUUGGGUUGUGUAAUUUUAAGGAAGAGAAUUUUAACUAAAAUUUUAUUUAAAAAAAAUUAACAGAUUUAAGCUAAAAUCGAAUAAAAUCGAAACGCAUUCCGGCGUGCUGCAUUUCCGAACCGUCCUGCCUGUUUACUACACUGCCCACAAAGAACCAUACAUAAAUAAUGGUGGCCAUUCACUCCACGUCCACUGAAAUUCGCUGCCAGGAGAAAUCGCGCGGCGGUCUCAGCUAUGAAGUAAUCCUAGCCGAACCAGCACCGAAUGUAGUGGUGCCCAAGCGUCCAGUGACACCUGGUAAAAAUGUCUCUGCCGAGGAGAUCGAGCAAAAGCUGAAAGCAGCUGAAGAGCGACGCAUUUCUUUGGAGCAAAAGAAAAUGGCCGAUUUAUCCUACAAAUUAUCGAAAAUCGAAGAAGCCACACGUAAAAAGGAUGAAAUCACCAAUGAGUUCAUCAAUCAGACUAAGGAAAAGUUAGAAACCAAAAUCGAACAACAUGUUGAGAAGCGUGAAGCCAUCAUUAGUGACAUGAAAGAGAAAUUGAAGAUUCACUCACAAGAAAUUGAGAAGACACGCGAACAAUUGGAACAACAAAAAUCGAUUGAAAAAGUUGCUAUUGAGGAGAAAUUGAAGACGGCUCAGACUUUGCGAGAUGAGAAUAUUAAAAAGAUGCUGGAACGUCUUAAGGAGCAUAACACAAAUAAGAAAAAUCAAAUCGACCAAUUGGAAACACAAAAACUUGAGGAGAAGACCCGCAUUAUUGAAAAUAAAUUAUACACCGCCGAGCAAAAUCGCGAGAAGGAGUUACAAAAGAAAAUUGAGAAAGUUCAAAAACUUGAACGUCGCGCUGAAGUGGUGCGUCAAAAUAAGGCGGCCCAGCAACCGAUUUGUGAUGAAAACAACACAGCUAUCGCCUCAUCUGGUUAGAGCGUCAAACUAUAGCAACAACAAGAAAAAGAGAUAGCAACACAACAACAAUAAUAUUUAUAAAAACUAACACUGCACACCACAUACAUAGAAACAACAACAAAGACGACCAGAUUAAGCGCUAAAUAAAAUGAUAUAACAGCAACAACAGGAGCUUUGCCGUGUGAAUACAAAACAAC
Ceratitis capitata (Mediterranean fruit fly) is the source of this 1151-nucleotide messenger RNA. It is a transcript of the gene stai, whose product is annotated as stathmin. The record is from RefSeq and is a predicted model, not a curated record. Gene Ontology annotation, cellular component: cytoplasm; neuron projection. NCBI's taxonomy places the organism in Eukaryota, Metazoa, Arthropoda, Insecta, Diptera, Tephritidae. The transcript is spliced from 6 exons. The coding region runs from base 214 to 972 and encodes 252 amino acids. Gene Ontology annotation, molecular function: tubulin binding. Gene Ontology annotation, biological process: microtubule depolymerization; regulation of microtubule polymerization or depolymerization; neuron projection development.